This is a messenger RNA of Macrosiphum euphorbiae (potato aphid), 210 nucleotides long. NCBI's taxonomy places the organism in Eukaryota, Metazoa, Arthropoda, Insecta, Hemiptera, Aphididae. The record is from the annotation of a GenBank genome assembly.
AUGGUUGCUGCAGAUGAAAAUACACCCAAGCAGUUAUUGGAAAAUGACCCAAAGAAGAAACACAAUCAUGACUGCCAGGGAUUCAAAAAAAAAGCUGAGGAAGAAAUAGUGAGAUUAAGAUUAGAAAUCGAAAAACUUAAUUUUAGAAUCAACAAUAUAGAGCAUUUGAUAAACUAUUUCGACUCUAAAAAAUUGGGUGACCAAAGGUAG